This is a messenger RNA of Loa loa (African eye worm), 625 nucleotides long. Its product is annotated as troponin C. The record is from RefSeq and is a predicted model, not a curated record. The transcript has 6 exons. The coding region runs from base 12 to 497 and encodes 161 amino acids. Gene Ontology annotation, molecular function: enzyme regulator activity; calcium ion binding. NCBI's taxonomy places the organism in Eukaryota, Metazoa, Nematoda, Chromadorea, Rhabditida, Onchocercidae.
UAUUUUUGUAAAUGGACGCAACGGGUGAUGUUACAGAUGCUCUUAGUCAGCUUCCGCCGGAACAGGUUGAACAAUUCCGGAAAUACUUCAACAUGUUCGACAAAGACAACAAAGGUUUUAUAAAAGCAACUCAGAUUGGCCAGAUUUUAAGGACUAUGGGCCAAGCAUUUGAAGAGCGAGAUUUGAAACAGCUUAUUAAAGAAUUCGAUACUGACGGAUCGGGCGAGAUUGAAUUCGAAGAAUUUGCAGCAAUGGUUGCUAGUUUUGUUGUUGAAGAUGAGAAUGCUAGUUUAGAGGAGGAAUUGCGAGAGGCGUUUCGCUUGUACGACAAGGAGGGAAAUGGUUACAUUGCGGUAUCAGAUUUGCGUGAUAUCUUACGGGCGUUGGAUGAAAAUGUCUCCGAGGAAGAAUUGGAUGAAAUGAUUGCUGAUAUUGACACUGAUGGUUCAGGCACUGUCGACUUGGAUGAAUUUAUGGAAAUGAUGUCCGGUGAAUGAUUACUGCUCGAAAACAUCCGAAACAAUGCAACACAAAGCAAAACUCUUUGAAGUAUAUUAAACUAUGCAAUAAAUUGUGAACCAUAACUAAACUAUGUAAUGCUAUAACCUAAUAAGCUAUAACCUAA